Anolis sagrei ordinatus is the source of this 1241-nucleotide messenger RNA. It is a transcript of the gene ACYP2, whose product is annotated as acylphosphatase 2. Gene Ontology annotation, molecular function: acylphosphatase activity. Lineage: Eukaryota; Metazoa; Chordata; Lepidosauria; Squamata; Anolidae. The record is from RefSeq and is a predicted model, not a curated record.
GUCAUGUCCACAGUUCUCAAGUCGGUGGAUUAUGAAAUCCUCGGCCGGGUACAAGGUGUAUGUUUCAGAAUGUACACAGAGGAGAAGGCUAGGAAAGUGGGAGUGGUUGGCUGGAUUAGAAAUUCCAGAGAAGGGGCGGUUACUGGCCAAGUUCAGGGUCCUGAAGACAAAGUAAAUGAGAUGAUGAACUGGCUGGCCAACGUUGGAAGCCCAAGCUCCAAAAUCGAGGAGGCAAAUUUUUCUAACGAAAGGGAGAUCCCAAAACUUGACUUCGAUUCAUUCAUCACAAGAUAUUAACCGAAAAGAACAACACUUGGUUUGGAAUUUUCAUCCUGCUGCUGUUGUAUUAUAGUUUCCACACUUCCUUAAAGUGCCAAAAUUACUGCAAACUAGGAAACUGGAACAAAUCUCUCAAUUGUGUUUGGUAGAAAUUGCAAAGUCAAACAAUAUAGGGGUGGGUGAAUAGGACUUGAUCUAAAAGUAAUUUUAAUGCAUAAAGGAUCCCCUAAAUUGGGACUGAUUCUGGUUUUUUGAAAAACUGAAUUGCACCAAAAUUGCAUUUUGUCUGAGAAGGUGUUGAGAUCAAGUAACAAAUCAAACUUCUUUUCCAGGAUUAAUCGCAAUUAAUGGGAGCAAAUUUCAGAGGGAACAUUGCAAAUUGAGACGAUUUGACUCAUCUCCUCCCUUUGAUUCUAGAAUUGUUUAAGCCAGAUAUGGGUGUUAAUUAGUGAAAAUUAACAAAACCUAGAUAUGUUAGAUAUGGUUAGGCUUUUACUUUCCCAUCUACUUUGAUCUAUGUUAAUCACAACAUAAAGUAAGCAGGAGAACAUGGAUUUUUGUAGGACACAUAACUGCAUUGGACUUAGGGUUUAGGUUGUUAUUCCCAUGUAUUAUUUAUAUAUUUACAUUUCAAUUCUAUGUAUAUUGACUUGAAAAUAAGUUCCCUUGCUUCUGAUGGAAAUUACUCCUGAAUUAUUAUGUAUAGAAAAAAGCUUGUAUUCUUAAAGCUUAGUAAUGACCAGAUCAGAUCAAAGCUAUUAAACACCUUGCACUCCAAGCCAAAGCAAGAACAAAAACACUACAAUAGUUUACAUUGGUUUUAGUCAAUCUUCCUUCACUGUGAAUUUUUCCCCCACCUCAAUACUGACUGUGCUGUACUAAAAUAACAAUAAAGACAAAUAUUGUCUUUAUGCAUUGAUUAGUGUACAUGGGCUCAAAUAAAUAUUGAUUGCCACAGAAAA